AUGUUGGCCCUACCUCGAAGCUGCGCAGUCCCGUUCCUUGCGCGCCUCAUGGCCAGCCGCAAAUCUGCCGCCGUGAGAUCUCAGACCGUGGCGCAGCGCAUCGAUGCGGCCACCACGGUGAAAUCGCAGGUGGUGAUCUCGGAUCUCGCUUCGGCGGACGCGGAGAACCUCUUUGCGUUGUACGACUUUGAUGGCAUCUCUUUGCUUCCACGUGGUGCACUGACAGAAGUCUUGCGGGACAUCGGGUUGGAGAAGGCGCUGGCAGAGGACUUCGGGGCCUUCUCGAAGCUUGCCUUCGACUCUCAUUCCGCAGACUCACACUUCCUGUCCUCCAAUGAGUUCAAGCAGCUGUACUACCGCCUGAUGAACCGCUAUCCGGAGCUGCUGCCCAGGGCACCGGCUCUUCGGGUCACGGUCUACUCCGCGAAGAAUCUGCCUCCAGCGGAUGUCAAUGGCAAGGCGGACCCCUACUGCACGAUGCAGCUGGCAGGAAAGCCGCACACCAAGACACGGACCAGAUACGUGGAGAAGACGCUGGAUCCCAGGUGGGGCGAGGAGCUCACAGGGAACUAUGCUUAUGAGGAGGGGGAUGACCUCUUGUUCGAGGUCUUUGACUAUGACAGGGGCUGUGCGCAGGGCGACCUGCUUUGCACCUGCAUCGUGCCCAACAAGGAGUUCCACCGUGAAGGAGGCUUCGACGGCAGUUGGCCCAUGACCUUGGCGCCGGAGUUGGCCAAGCUCAAAGGCUACAGCCCCAGCAUCCGACUUCGGAUCCAGGUCACGGCCUUUCCAGAACCUUUGCCCCGGGUGAGCAUCCUGGUGCGUCAUGCAGAUGGUUUGCCUCCUGCGGAUGCCAAUGGCAAGUCGGAUCCCUUCUGCUCGGUCCAGCUGGUGGGGAAGCAAUUCUCCAGGUCAUCAACGACCAUCAAGUCGAGGACCUUGGAUCCUGUGUGGAAUGAGACCUUGACAGACAAGCACCGCUAUGAACACGGGGACAGCCUCUCCUUCAAGGUUUGGGACUACGACAAGGCGGGCGGCAACGACCUGCUCGGCGAGUGCGUGCUGGACAACAGCCAGUUUCACAAGCCAGGUGGCUUCGAUGGGGAGUUGAGCCUCCAAACCUCCGAGACGAAGUACACACCAACGUUGAGCGUGCAAGUCUUGGUGCGGGAGGUGGAGGAGGCUCAUCAGGCUCAUCGAGAGGCUACUGCCACGACAGAGGAAGCCCCCGUCACGCAGACGGAGGAGGUUCAGGCAGCUGAGGAGCUGUUGCGGAAGCUGAAGCCAUUCGCGACCGUGCAAGCCAUCGAUGCGCCCCACGUGCUGCCCUAUGAUCCCAGCUUGCGGGGCUGGUGGCUGUACAGCGAGGACGUGUGGGACGGGUCUGCGGAGGGCAUCCAAGCGCUGGCGGACACGCUGCUGCGGCGGCCCAGCUUCCAGCCCCUUGGGCUCCAGGAGAGCUUGGCCCAGGUACGAGCGGAGUGGUCCAAGGGCUACGAUGGCAUCUUGGGCUUCUCUCAGGGCGCCAUCCUGGCGGCGCUGCUUUGCGCGGAGCUGAGCGCCGAAAACGGCGCCUCGGUGCCCGGCUUCGCGGUGCUCAUCUCGGGCUUCGGAAAGCCGGCGCCGGAAGGCCUGGCCUUUCCGGUGGAUCCGCUGCCUGUGCCGAGCCUUCACGUGUGGGGGGAGGCAGAUGCGCACAUCCCUCCCUGGGCCAGCAAGAUUUUGUGUGAGAAGUUCUGCAACCCCAGAGUGCACGCGCAUCCAGGACACCACAUCGUGCCUCAAAAGGCUGCAGACCUCAACGUCAUCGCCUCAUUUGUGGCGGAAAUGGCGGCCUCUUCCUCGGAACUCACUGGCCCGGGAUCCAGGACCUCAGGCAAAGGGUCCGUCGCGGUGGCCGACUUCGAGGAGUUGAGGAGUGGGCUGCGGCGCUUUGCGACCCGAAGAUGUGGAGGUGCUGGUGGCAAAGCUGCCGCGACGAUGUCGGCGCCGGGAACGGCCACCAUGCAUCCUGGCGCUUACCUGGAAGAAGAGCUAGCGGCGCCUGGCCCGGCCACUUAUGAGAGGCUCCUGUCUCUGCUCAGCGGCGCCAAGUUUCUUGCGCUGGGCCCCCACGAGGCAUGCCGCACGUCGGAGGACUCGGUGCGCGUGCGCCGUGCUGGCGGCUGGCAGGACGUCACUUUGCACAGUGGCGCGAAGGCAAUGCUGCUGAGGACAGGGAAGGGCGAGUGGCUGCUGGCCGUGCUCCCUGCAGACUGCAAGCUGAGCUGGAAGAAGGUCCGCACGCUGCAUGGCAAAGGCACACGCAUGGCUACAGAAGAGGAGGUGGCGGACGUGACGGGGUGCCUACCUGGUGCAGUGCCGCCCAUCGCGACAUUCCCCAGACAGGCUGCGGGAACCGAAUCGAGGGACUGGGUGGGCUGGUGGGACGGGAAUAUGUGGGAUGGGCAUAGCAGUUGGAUAGUCUUAGACUAG
This is a messenger RNA of Effrenium voratum, 2475 nucleotides long. Lineage: Eukaryota; Dinophyceae; Suessiales; Symbiodiniaceae. The record is from the annotation of a GenBank genome assembly.